CCAUAUGCAUAUGUGCAAGAUGCUAGCCACUGAUCACAAGCUAUUUAAAAUAGCCCCAAAUACGCAAAACAUACCUUAUAAAGAAACGGAUGAUGUCGUUCACUUAGUAGACUUGCACAGUGAAUCUGCGCGGGACCUGUUGUACAAGGCAAUCAAGGAUGACUCGAUCAACAGUCCCAGUCGAUGGCUGCUGUUCGCCAAUGAUAUCGAUAAUCAUUGUAACAUAUCAAAUAAUGACCGCUAUAAUGAUGUAAACUCCAUAGCGAAUAAUGAUCACAUUGAUCAUAGACGAGGCAUUGAAAAUCAGUUCGCUGAUCUGUAUAUUGAUAUAAACACGGAGGUCUAUGUUACAUUUCGACGCAGGAUCUGUGUACUUUUAUAUUCAGUGUAUAAAAUAAAGGCCCACCUCCCUUUAAUAUGGGAGGACUUCGGAGUAUGGACGCCGUCCGGUUUCGACCGACCGCGGCCGGCGCCGGCGGCAGUUCGGCGGCACGACCUGCAGGGAGCUGAUGUGGUCGUGCCAACCGUCCUACUGCACAACGAGACGUUGGAAGACUUGCCUGACUAUCUGCACCGCGAACGGGACACCAUGACAAAGUUGGCGUACUACAUGUGCUCGCACCUCGUCGAGUGGGUGAACGGGACCAAAGUGCUGAAUCGGACCACAUCGUGGGGUUAUCUACAGCCGGACGGCCGAUGGGACGGUAUCGUCCGAGAAAUGCAGGAUGGACGGGCGGAUAUAGCCGGAUCCUGCAUGAUAGCACAGAAGGAACGAGUAAAACACGUGAACUACGUCCUGGCUCCGUCGAAGAUCGAAGCCAUGUUUGUGUUCAAGAAGCCGUCACUUGCUUCGGUCACUAACAUCUACGUUCUACCUUUUGGCAUUGGAGUUUGGAUGUCAACCGUAGUUCUGAUUGUAUUAUCAACUGCUACUUUAUUCUUGUCUUAUUUUGGAGAGGAUCGUAUGAAUUACGAGAGCAAGUCAUGGCUUCAAAAAAUGUCCGAUGGGUUUUUUGAUACGCUGUGUUUAGUGUUUCAACAAGGAACUGCAGCUGAUCCACUUUCGAUGGCCAGCCGGCAAAUUCUACUGCUGGGACUUAUGGCGUUCAUGUUCCUAUACACGGCGUACUCCGCCAACGUGGUGGCGCUACUGCAGUCGCCCACCAACGACAUCAACAAUGUCGAGACUCUGCUGACGUCCCCCGUGGCGUGUGGCUCGCAAGAUGUCGUGUAUGCUUGGCAGAUGUUCGGGCACGAGUCACGCCCAAUUCAUCGUCUUCUAGCUGAUCGCAAAAUUAACUCGCAAGGGAAAAAAGGAUACCUCAGCGUCGAAGAUGGCAUACGCAAAGUUAGAGAGGGCAUGUUCGCGUUCCACGUGGAGCAGACGGCAGGCUUCGACCAGAUCCAGAAGACGUUUCUCGAGGACGAGAAGUGCAACCUCGGCUUCAUCAAGUACAUGUCGACCACCUCGCCCUUCAUCGGAUUCUCGCAGACCACGCCUAUCAAGGAGAUGCUUAGGAUCGGUGCUAACCGCAUAAUGGAAGUGGGAGUGCAGAGCCGUUCGGCGCGGAGAUUAGUUCCAGAGCGUCCCCGCUGCGGCGCUAGUGCUGCCAUGUUCAACACCGUGCGACUUAGCGACGUGGCACCCGCCUUUAGACUAUUGCUGAGUUUUUAUGCUUUGACGCUGCCGAUACUUGGACUAGAAAUAUUCCUUAGGCGAAGAGAAAUAAAAAGAAUAAACUGCGACUCAAAAUCCGUGGACACGACAACCGAGGAAAUCACCGAAAACGUUAUCUAAGUCACCAAUAAUACACCCAAGUAAUUGAAAUAUGUAUAUUUUGAUACCGUACUUGUAUGUUAAUAGAAAAAUCUCCGAAAUACUGACACUUAACAAGGCUAGAGCUAUUAUGGUCGACUGUACACACAUAUAUGCUACUCAGAUAUUCUUACACUCAUAGGAACAUUUGCACCUUAGCCUAACCUAACUAUUGCCUUAUUCACAUAGGUAAGAAAGCAUAAAAUGGAGAAAUAUAUGUAUAGUAUUUUAUGUUUGGUUUUGACAGCGUUAGGUGGCGGUGUAUCAUUAUUUAGUAUAGUUACUUUUUAGCAGUAUGUUUCUUGCAUUAAAAAUUACUGUCUUGUAUUGGAAUUUUCAUACAUAGCAGAGUCAGCAGUUGUAGCCUGUAUAGAUUUUUUUUAAUUUUAAGCGAAUAGUACCUAUUGCUAACAACAUUGAUACAAAAUACCUACAUGACCAUCUUGUUUAGCAUUCAGAUACCGUAGUUAUAUUACUCCACUUUAUACGUCUUCUUACUUUUUUUCUAUGAUAAUACAUUAAGAUCUAUAAGAAUAAUCAUAAAGGUCAACUCAUGAUCAUUUAGGGCUAGGCAAAAUAUUUACAAUACACAUAAUUGUAUUUAAUUAAAUUUGUUAAUGUAUUUAAUCUCAUAUCUAAAAAAUCUAUUUAGUUAAACAAAAAAGGAGAAUGUAAAAAAUAUACAAGGCUGACAAUAUCUACGGGCCUAAUUCAAAGAAAUCGUUAUAAAAUGUCACAGCGAUACCACAUUGUAUGACAGAGACAUAAUGUGAGUGUGCACGGGAAAACGUCCCACUUUGUCGAUUGCUAUAAAACCGCUUGUCAGUUUAUUCCAAAGACCUUUACAGGGGACAGCUCAAUCACA
This is a messenger RNA of Leguminivora glycinivorella, 2681 nucleotides long. Its product is annotated as glutamate receptor 3-like. Bases 5 to 1798 code for a protein of 597 amino acids. Gene Ontology annotation, molecular function: ligand-gated monoatomic ion channel activity. Lineage: Eukaryota; Metazoa; Arthropoda; Insecta; Lepidoptera; Tortricidae. The record is from RefSeq and is a predicted model, not a curated record. The transcript is spliced from 11 exons. Gene Ontology annotation, cellular component: membrane.